Messenger RNA from Spodoptera litura, 504 nucleotides. RefSeq lists its product as uncharacterized. NCBI's taxonomy places the organism in Eukaryota, Metazoa, Arthropoda, Insecta, Lepidoptera, Noctuidae. The record is from RefSeq and is a predicted model, not a curated record.
UAUAUUACCAGUAUUUUUUUUGUUUGAAGAAGUCGUGUUGCAAUCAUCUCAAAAUGUCUUUGUUGACCCAAAUUACAAUAUUGUGUUUGUGUUUAGCUCUGUACAAUGCUGAAGACUUGCAAUUAGGGUCUGGUGUUAAUGCUCAACUAGGAUACCAGGAGAUUGUCAAACUAGGAUCUGUACCUUUGACUGUGAGGACCAAGAAUGUGUUCUAUAACUCUAAUAACACUAAGACCAUUAAGAGCAUAUCAGCAGUUGACAUUGACAAGUCGAAGGCUGUACCAACAAUCACAGCUGGUGGUAUCGGCUCAUCCUUUGUCAAUGUGCGGCUGAAGAGUGAGAAGGGAAAGGCCCUCAACUACCUGGUCCAGAUAUUUGUGUGAUUGCAAACAUAUUGACAUUGUACUUUAUCUUAUCAUAUUUGACUUUGACAUGUAUUAAAAGGUGUGAUAUUAUGUAAAAAAAUAUGUUUGUUUUUGUCUAAAAAAAUCUGUUUGAUCGGCA